AUGGCCGCAGGUGGCGUAGCUGUACAGCGAAAUGUACGAGUCUCUGACAUAGCUGAUGAACCGCACAGGAUAUUGAUGCCCAUUCGGGGCUAUGACGAAAAGCCUUUGGUAUCACUCGAAGAAGCCGUCAAGCCACUUGUCUCGAUUUUACCCGAAGUUUACGGUUAUGUCUAUGUGGCCAAACAAAGAUGCGAAGAAGAUCCUGCCGAUGGCCUGUCACAAGAUGAAUCAGCGUCUAUUAUUCUCUACUCGAUGGAAUGGGAACCACAAGAGCAGUGUCUUUAUUACGUCCUCAAUGCAAAAAACUCUCCGUUCUGA
Molecule: messenger RNA, 318 nt
Organism: Didymodactylos carnosus
Lineage: Eukaryota; Metazoa; Rotifera; Eurotatoria; Philodinida; Philodinidae
Source: the annotation of a GenBank genome assembly